AUGGCAUCUAGUCUAGAGCAUCCUCAAACACCCACGUUUACAGACUUGAAUCUUACCUAUCCCCCGUCGCUAGAACAUUAUAACAUCCCAGCCGCUACGUGGCUGAUGAAGAAUGCUAAAUCAUGGGACGGUCUCGCUACGAGCGCCCUCGUCUUUUCGCCUUCGACUACUUGUAGUAAGAUUCUCCUCGUCCAGCGCACAGCGCAUGAUAGCAUGCCACUUCUAUGGGAGACGCCUGGGGGUGGGGUGGACCCAGACGACACAAGCCUACUGGUUGCCUGUGCGCGAGAGCUCUGGGAAGAGACAGGUCUUCAAGCUGUCGAAUUUGUAAGGGUUCGGCCGAACGAAGGCUUGUUGCCGAGGCAAUGGCGACACGCCAAGAUCAUCCCGCUGAAGAAGCCAAACAAAAGCGAUUACGGCAUAGCGACGGCCUGGCGAUCGAUCUCGCUUCUGUCGACGCUCGGAAAAGUGCUAGAGUCGGUCCUGGCAGAACGUAUCUCGCACGCUGUCGAGACGUUCGGCCUCCUGCCCAUGAGCCACUUUGGCGCUCGCUAG
Messenger RNA from Colletotrichum abscissum, 555 nucleotides. RefSeq names its product NUDIX domain-containing protein. The record is from RefSeq and is a predicted model, not a curated record. Bases 1 to 555 code for a protein of 184 amino acids. NCBI's taxonomy places the organism in Eukaryota, Fungi, Ascomycota, Sordariomycetes, Glomerellales, Glomerellaceae. The transcript is spliced from 2 exons.